Molecule: messenger RNA, 5256 nt
Organism: Phlebotomus papatasi
Lineage: Eukaryota; Metazoa; Arthropoda; Insecta; Diptera; Psychodidae
Gene: svr
Product: carboxypeptidase D
Exons: 8
Coding region: 201-4382 (1393 amino acids)
Biological process (GO): proteolysis
Molecular function (GO): zinc ion binding; metallocarboxypeptidase activity
Source: RefSeq, a predicted model, not a curated record
GCGUUGCAAAAAACAACCACCAGAGUGCGAGACGUCAAGUCGCGACUCCAAUUUUUAUUUAUUUGCUUGCAGUGAAUGAAAGGGUAAUCAUCCCCCGAUUUUGUCCACCAUCCCAUCCGUGUUCGGGGUGAAAUCUUGUGCAAAGUGUUUAGGCCACCCGGGGUGGUCAAUCUUAGUGAAAUAAAAAGUCACACUACACGAUGGGAUUUAGUCGAUUGAGUGCGUUCAAUUUUGUGCUGUGCACGUCAUUUUGGAUACUGUGUUGCAAUGGUUAUACCCAGAGUAUUGGGCAGGGUUUUCCCCUGGAAACUGAAAAAUUCCUCACUACACCACACUACUACACCACCAGUGAGAUUGAGGAUCUGUUUGCACACCUCCAGAAGGAGUUUCCCACGAUGGCCAGGGUGCAUUCAAUUGGUAAAUCGGUGGAAGGACGGGAGCUCACAGUGCUCGAGAUUAACAAGAACGUUCGCAAGAGAUCACUGCUGACGCCGAUGUUUAAGUAUGUCGCCAACAUGCACGGCGAUGAAACUGUUGGUAGACAGCUGCUAGUCUACUUGGCGCAAUACUUGCUCACAAACUACGGUAUUGUGCCAGAAGUGACCAAACUCGUAGAUACCACGGACAUCUUCCUUAUGCCAUCCCUCAAUCCAGAUGGUUAUGAACGUUCUAAGGAAGGAAGCUGCGAAUCACCUGAAAAUUACUUUGGACGCAACAAUGCCGCAGGUGUUGAUCUCAAUCGUGAUUUUCCCGAUCGAUUUGAUUCAUCGCUCAUGAGGCAUUUUAGGGCAAUGACACGCCAGCCCGAAACAGUGGCCAUGAUGACCUGGAUCCUCAACUCACCCUUCGUCCUCUCUGCCAAUUUGCACGGUGGUGCUGUCGUCUCUAGCUAUCCCUAUGACAAUUCUGUCAAUCAACAUGAGUGCUGUUCCGAGAGUUUGACACCUGAUGAUGAUGUUUUCAAGCUCUUGGCACACACCUAUUCCUCGAAUCAUCCUGUGAUGAAAACUGGUUCCAAUUGCAAUGAAACAUUCCCGGGUGGUAUUACAAAUGGGGCUUAUUGGUAUGAAUUGAAUGGGGGUAUGCAGGAUUUUAACUAUGUCUUCUCGAAUUGCUUCGAUGUUACUCUCGAAUUGUCUUGCUGCAAGUUUCCCAAAGCCAGUUUCUUGCCCAGUGAGUGGUCAAGGAAUAAGCGGAGUCUGCUGGAGUACAUGAAAUUGGUGCAUAUUGGUGUUAAGGGGAUUGUCAAAGAUACGAAUGGGUACCCGAUUAAAAAUGCUGAGAUUUUUGUUCGGAAAUACGCAGGGAAACCCAUCAAAACGACAGAACGUGGUGAAUACUGGCGUCUUCUGAGGCCAGGAGUUUACCAAAUACAAGCUGCAGCUUUUGGCUAUGAACCCAGCACCAUACAGGAAGUUCUAGUUACCAAUGGAAGUGCUGAGAGAGUAGAUUUUAAUUUGAAACCAUCUGAUAACACUGAAGGCCCAUAUCGUCACUUGGUGACCAUUCGAGAGAAAGCCAAUAAAAAGGAUUUUCUCCUAGAAGCCGAAUUCAGGCAUCAUGGAUAUCAGGAUAUGGUGGUAUUUCUUCAAGAGCUCAAUAGUACUUAUCCCAAUAUUACAAAUUUGUAUAGCAUUGGAAAAAGUGUUCAAGGAAGAGAUUUAUGGGUGUUGGAGAUUACUCAACAUCCAGGAGUUCAUACACCGGGUAUUCCAGAAUUCAAGUACAUUGCCAAUAUGCAUGGAAAUGAGGUUGUUGGGAGGGAAUUGUUACUCUUGCUGGCACAAUAUUUAUGUGAGAAUUAUGGGAGCAAUGAGAGGAUUACAAAAUUGAUUGAUGGUACAAGGAUUCAUCUUUUGCCCAGUAUGAAUCCAGAUGGGUAUGAAGCUGCAAGAGAUAGUGAUAGAUUGCAGAUUUAUGGACGAGCAAAUGCUCAUGGAGUGGAUCUCAAUAGAAAUUUCCCUGAUCAAUAUGGCACAAAUAAGUUCAAUGCUAAGCAAGAACCAGAAACUUUGGCUGUAAUGAAGUGGUCACUAUCUACUCCAUUUGUCCUUUCGGCCAAUUUGCAUGGGGGAUCUCUAGUAGCUAAUUAUCCAUUUGAUGAUACCGCCAAGGACUUUGUGUCUGGUAGUGAUAGGAGAACACAACAAAAUCCAACUGAGGAGAAUGAAUUGUUCAAGUACCUGGCUCGAACGUACUCCAAUGCUCACACCACCAUGCACAAUGCUGUUCGUUGCGUAGAUUUUCAAUCUGAAUACUUUCCGGAGGGUAUUACCAAUGGAGCGGCAUGGUACAGUGUUACAGGUGGCAUGCAGGAUUGGUCAUAUUUGAAAGGUGGUGCUAUGGAAUUGACCCUCGAGGUCAGCUGCAAAAAAUUCCCACCUAGUACGGAACUGGAGGGUUUCUGGGAGCAAAAUAGAGAGGCUCUUAUAACGUACAUCGAGCAAGUUCAUAUUGGUAUUCAUGGAUUUAUUCGUAGCAGUAUUGGGCAUCCUGUAGCUGGCGCUAAGAUAUAUGUCAAUAGAAUGCAACAUACUACUGUCAGUGCUAAAGAUGGUGACUAUUGGAGACUCUUGCUUCCCGGACGGUACAAUAUCACCAUCGAAGCUGAUGGUUUUGAGGCGAUACUUGAGGAAGUAGAAGUUCCUGCAAAUGGUUCAAUAGUCAAGGAUUUCGUAUUGAUGCGUGAUGAUCCGCAACAUUGGUCAUCGGCCUAUGACUAUCGAAUUAUUGAGAAUGUUGUCAAGGUUCAGUAUCACAGCGAUGCCGAGAUCAAUGACGAGUUUCAGAAGCUCGAGGUAGCCAAUUUCAAGAUUGCCAGUCUCGAUGCCGGAGAAAAUGAUGUCAGCAUGGAAUAUCAUACACUAAAGGUCACAGCGGACAUGGGAUCGCCUGAAGAGAAGAAAUUACACAUCCUGGUCUUAUCAUCUCUUUUUGACUCUGCACCCAUUGGACGAGAGAUGGUACUCAAUUUGGCUAGGCAUGUGAUUAAGGGAUAUGCCCUUGGAGAACCACCACUUGAAACCUUGAUCAAUAACACAGUUCUUCACUUUGUGCCCGUAAUGGAGAACUUCAAUGAUGUUUAUGAUCAGUUCUACAAUGACCCCUCUGUUUGCGAUCCGACUGCCAAAGAAGAACUUGCCGAUAAGCUGUUGAACCCCGAGUCGGAUAAGAAGCGCGAUAUGCUGAUAAAGAUGCUGCAGGAUGAGAAAUUUGAUCUUGCUGUAACUCUGACAUCUGGAGGCAGUGAAACGCAGUAUCCGAAAUUGAAGGAUCAAACGCCAAUUUACGCUCGCAUGGCCCAACGGGUGGAUAAUACAAAGAGGCAAGUGAUCAAUCUUAGUUGUCCAUCUACUGAAGCCAGGAAGCAUCAAUUGGAGGUGUCUGAGAAACUGACAAAUCUCCUGUACAACUACUAUGAUGUGCCUUUGUUCACUCUCCAAGUAUCCUGCUGCAAGAUGCCCGAAAAUAUUGCUGGGGCAUGGAGGGGUCAUCUUGAGCGAAUGGUGAACUUUUUGCAUCUGACGGAUACUGGAGUAAUGGGAUAUGUAAAGGAUGUCAAUGGGAAGGAACUCAGAGAGGCUAUGGUGAAGAUUCAAGGGACAGAUUUAACGCACAAAGUUACGGCUAAUCUUGCUUUCUUUCGCAUUAUUUUACCUCCGGGAGAUUAUAAGUUGGAUGUUUACUGUGAGACCCAUGGGAAGUCUACAAUUCCUGUGACCGUCAAGGAGGGUAUAGUCAGUAAUUUGGGAGAUGUUAAGCUUCAGUUGACUGGCAAAAGUGAGAGUAUAGAGGAGAAAAAUGGUGAAAUUUCUGGAUUUGUUCUCGAUACAUCCAAUCAUCCAGUUGCAAAUGCCAAAGUCACUGCAGGCACUUUCCAUGCUUUUACGGAUUCCAUUGGGGGUUAUAAAAUCUCAGGGGCUCCUGUUGGAGACAUUACAAUUACUGUGAAUGCUCCUGGGCAUAUCCAGGACUCCAGAAAGGUUCAUGUGGCAGCUUUUACACCGACAAAAAAUAUAAUUUUCCGAUUGGAAAUUGAUGAACAUGUUAUGGGAAUGCCAAGGAUGGUUUUUGUCCUUUUUGCGGGAUUUCUAUGUGUGGCAGCUAUUGCUUGUGGUGCUUUUUGUAUCACAGCCUGGCAAAAUAGGAAAAACAACUACCAAAAUUAUUCUUUCUCUUUGCUGCGGACAAAUAAUAGCAAGAAGCUCUUUGAAGACGAUGAUGAUGACAAUGACGAAACGGAACUCUUCAGGUCUCCAAUUAAAAAAGGUAUGAAAGUGCAACCCUAUUACGAUGACGAGAGGGAUCCCAUCACAGACACAGACGACGGAAGUGAGGAUGAGAUUGUGAUGCUAAACACUGCUAGUGAGUAUCGUGACUGAUCAUGAUCAUGUACCCUUGAAUCUUAAUUUAUUGCGUUAGAAGUAUAGGAAAGAAAGCGGCGAUGUAAUUUAAUGCUAUUACCACUUAAGCUAGGUAAAAUAUUUCCUCUUUUUUUAUUUACUAAGGUCUGACCACAAUUUUGUGAUUUUUUUUAAUUUAACAUUUGUUAAUUUAAAUAAUUGUAGUAUUUUUUAGUAAUCUAUUUGUCAAUUGUUGUCUAAUGAAGAAUUUUUUUAUUGAGAUGAUUUUUUAUACAGUAAAAGAGAAUUUAUUUGUUAACAUUUUAUUUUUUUAGUCAAAUAGUGUGUACUUAAGGAUAUUAUUCAGUUAACACUUACUAGAAAUGUUACACCUGAGAGUUACAGGUAGAUGGAAAGAGAAGAAACAAAAGACAUUGUGGGCCAAUGGUUAUAAAAAUUAAUGGUAAUGGCAAAAAAGUGUCCAGAAACCAAAAUACAGAAGAGAUAAAUUAUUAUUUUUCCCUGAGACAUUGGCUGUCGUCUGUGAUUUUAAUGUGCAAAAAAUAAAAAAAAGACAAAGAAGGUAAAAUAUCUUCUUCUCUAGAGGAAGAAUAUAGAAACCAAUCAGUGGUUGUUACGGCAGCAAUUUCUAACAUCAUAUCAGAUUAAUAAGAAAAAAAUGAAUCAAUUAAAAAAAAAAGACAACACUGCAUUUAACAUUCCACCCAAAAUAUUCCACAAUAUUCUAAAAAGAAUUUUUUCCACAAUGACAGAGAAUAAUAAGAGAUGUUAUUUUUAAGAAAAAAAAAGAACUAUCCUCUAAUUUGUACAGAGAUUUGAAAAGUAUAACGUGUAAUGGUUGAAAAUGAAAUAUGCGAGUGAGAUAAAUAAAGAAGUUUUUCUUUUUACAAAA